AUGGCCAAACCGUUUUACGGACGUGUAGUUCAAACAGAUGGAACUUUAUUUGUCGAUGAGAUUGUAUUAGCAAAGGAAAAACAAGGAACAUUGUAAGUUUUUAUUUAUUUUUGUUGGAAUUUUAGAUAACUGUUCGAAGAACUGUGUUGUAGCUUGUUAAAAGAGACAUUGAUUUUUAGGUUAAGAACAUCUAUACAGUUAAAAAGUAUAUUUCAACGUUGAACUUACCAAAUAAAGUUAAAAUCUUUCUCCAUGAGCAAGAGUUGCUGUGAAACUUUGGCCAAUAUUUAAACAUGAGUUUUGAAAAUACAAAAAAUAAUUAAAAGGAACGAUAAAUAACUUAUUUUUAUAUGUUAGGGUCAAAUUUACGAAUGCUUAACUAACGAUGAUACUAUUAGGUACAUUAUUGUAAAAGUUAAGUGGUUUCUACUAUUUGUCAUAAAAUUAUUAUGAAUAUUAGUAUUAUUAGCUAGUUACAGUAUAUAAAAUAUUUAUUUCUCCAAAAAUAUAAAAUACGACCGAUCCGCGGUCUAGUUGGUUAGAGACUUCUUAGUUUUUGGCCAAAUCGGCCUAACUAUAAACAGUUUUUGCAAGAUAAAAAAGACCUUCUUUGUUCUGGACCGGUUCUAUUUUUUUGUAAACAUGUUUUUGUAUUUCUUAACUCGCAACUUCGCGACACUCGGGCCAUAGGAAGGUUUGAGUUAUGCGUUAGCCAUGUUUCGUCAAUCAAAUAAAAUUUUACUCUUUUUGGUCUUUCAGUUUUUUCAGUACUGUCUUUGGCUUUAUUCAUCUUCACUUUUGCCAACUCUUUUUUAAUACUCUUAUAUUUGACAGGAUUUUCUACUUUAAUUGUUGUAGAAGCUUUUGGAGUUGACUGAAGUUUUUGAAGACAAUUCCCCUUUUUAUCAUCUUUUCUUUCAAAAUUCAAGCAUCUUUUUGUGACAUUCUUUUUUGAAUUUUGUAAGUUAGAGUAGCAUUUGUUCUUUUUGCAGAGAAUUGAAUUAUGUCCUUUCUUGUGGCAUAUUAUGCACACAAUCCAACAUUUGUGAGCAACUUCUUUUAGACACCAAUGCACUUAUGUAGUGCUUUUAAUUUUAGCCAUCUUUCUUCUUGGCUUUUGUAUCCAUCACAAUUAUAUUCUUUGUGACUUCGUGAGCAUAGGAUGCAUCCAACUACCUCUUUCUUUCGAGUAUUUGAUGUUGGAGCGAGCGUUGACUGGCGGACUCCUUGAGUUUGUCUUUGCUUUGUCCGUACUCUAUUUUGAACAAAUGGUUCAUUUAUUUUGAUUGGAUUGUCGAAUUGUUGUUUGAAGUCAUUGACUUGAAUCGAGAGUGCAUCUACCUUGAGAUGCAACUCCUCAAAAUGUUGUUGCUCUUCUCCUUUAUCUUCUUUUGGUAAUGUUUUGAUAAGAUUUUCCCAACUUUCUUGACAGCUCUUUAUUUUUUCCAUUAUGAGAUUGAAGUUUGACAUUUUCAUGUCAUCUCUGCCAGGUUGUUCAUCGGAUGACGUGGCCUUCUGAAGUAUCUUGUUGGCGCUUCUUAAAUGGCAUUUUGGCUCAAUGGCGUAUAAACGACUCAUUUUACUUGACAUCAUCUUGUCAACCCUCGGGACUGAGCACUUUUUUUAGAUCUUAUUUUAAUUAUUGUUGUAUAAUUCUUUGUCUUUUCCGAUCAGAACAGAAUCAGAAUACUUUAAAGUACAAUGACGUACAAUUUCAAAAGACAAAAGGAUUUUUUUUGUAAAGUAACAACAAUAUGAUUUACUAAAGCAAAUUAUGUAUACAAAGAUACAGAAAAGCUUAAAUUAUGAUUUUGGUAUCUUAAAUCAAAACAAAGAAGAUUUAGAAAGGACGGUUUGUAACCAACUGUUGUAAGACAGAUAGUAAAACUAAUCUUAACAAUUUUCACCUGCGGAUCGGUAAACUAGCCUGAUUGUAUCGGUGAGAUAUCCAGGUCCCUUUGAUAUUCUUGAUUGGAUAAAUUGAGCCCGACAAAAUUGAUAUUGCCAAGUGUCCAGAAGUUUUGCACUGGUUGACAACAACAAUACGGAAUAGCAAAAAUUUUAGAAAUUUUCUUAGCUAUAAUACCGUAACUUUAAGAAAUCGGGAAUAAUAGUCUAACAAUUAGACUAAUCUUUGUCCUUCACCUAGAGGACUAAUAUCAACAAUACUUAACACAGUAAAAUACACUAGUCACUAGAUUAUUGAAAUAUUCUGUCACCUCCGUUAUUUAUAGGAGUCUUUUUUGUGACAGUAAAAUAUACGUAACUUAGCUUAAUAUAGGUUUCGAUACAGUAAUUUACUGUUACCAUACGGUAGUAACUGUCAUUUAUUUAUAGAUCAGAUAAGUACUACAGUAGGAUAUGAUUUUCCUGUACUUAAGGAUAAAUCAUAAUUUAGUUCACCGGCUGAGCCCCCAUGUCAUAAAAUUAUUAUGAAUAUUAGUAUUAUUAGCUAGUUACAGUAUAUAAAAUAUUUAUUUAUCCAAAAAUAUAAAAUACGACCGAUCCGCGGUCUAGUUGGUUAGAGACUUCUUAGUUUUUGGCCAAAUCGGCCUAACUAUAAACAGUUUUUGCAAGAUAAAAAAGACCUUCUUUGUUCUGGACCGGUUCUAUUUUUUUGUAAACAUGUUUUUGUAUUUCUUAACUCGCAACUUCGCGACAUAUUAUUUCAUUAGCUAUUUUUAUAUAUAACAGUUAACUGUACAACUUAUAAUUUGAGUUUUAACCUAAUACUAACAAAUUUGAACAAGAUAACUAAAAUAAACGUUUUAGAUGGGUAUGUGAACGGCUGGAUGGAAGCCAACAUCUUGUGAAUGAGACGAAUUUGGCCACAAUUGUGAUUCCACGUCAUUUUGCGGAAGUUCGAGUAGCUUUUGCAGCGUUCGAUUGUCCCGAAAGCAAGGGAGAUCUCCAAUUUCCUGCAUUUGCACUUAUUGGUGUUGUAGAGAGGCUGGAUGAUAACUGGGCCAAAGGCCAGAUCUUUUUGGACAAUGGAAAGUCAAUCGGAAUGGAGGGAAUGUUUCCGUUGAAUUACACGCAUGUUCUCAAGGUAGGUGUGGCAUAAUAUAUAUAUAUUUUUUUGAUUUAGUUAGAGGAUUGAAAGAUUUUUUGUGUGGCACAUUCUGGCCAGACAGAUAUCGUCUGUAAGAGGCAGAUCAUGGCCAAGGACAGGGCCGGGCGCGAGGGGGGGGACGGGGGGGGUACCUCACCCCCCCAGAAAAAAAUUUUUGAAAAAAAGUUGAACGUGGUCUCCCCUGUGGAUUUUCGGUAAAAAAAAAUUUGCAAAAAAAAUCGGCACUGGUAGCCUGUGCCGAUUUUUUUGGACCCCUGCCCCCCAGACCAAAAGUCCCCGCCCGGCCCUGGCCAAGGAGUCAAUGUUUCGACUCCAAUAACUAAAAACAUAUUCACUAUUGUUUGUUUGUUUAGGGGCUCGAACAGACGGAAGUGGAAGCCCAAUUUCAAGUGGUUUCGGACGUGAUGGACGACGGAUUCCAACUGCGGAAGGGCGAGACGGUUAAGGUGGUGGGCUCGUCGCAGGAGGAUUGGGUCGAGGUUAAGACAAGCGACCAGCGUCAAGGAAAGUGUCCACGACAGUUUUUGCAACAAAAAGCCGACGUUGCGAAGGCGGAACGGCAGGAUUUCAACGGCGAACCGCACUGUCGAGCUUUGUUUGACUUUGAGUAAGGGUUUGAGGUCAUUCUUGAAGGAAAAAUUGGUUUAAAUUGGGGAACAUUCAAAAAAAUUUUAUUAUUUAUAAAUUUUGUGUAAAAAAAGGUUUUGUUUUAGUAAUACAAUAUGCUGUUUGCUAAAAUCAUCUAUAAUUUCAUUAAGAAGUCGUUUCUCUUAUUUUUUAAAAACUAAUAUUGUUGUUUUAGUGCUGAUUAUGAAGGUGAAUUAAGCUUGAAAGAAGGGAUAAUGGUAAAAUUAAUUAAAAAGUGGAAUGCGGAUUGGUUUGAAGGAGAAUAUGAGGAAAACGACAUUACAAAAAGAGGUGUUUUCCCCUCUAAUCAUGUUGAGAUCAUGGUGGAUGGGGAUUCUUCUAGUCCUGUGAAUGCUUCUGAAGCUGAGAUUGAGUCGAAACGAUUUGGAGCUUUUGACUACUCUGAACCUGAUACUAUUGGGUAUGUUUUGAUCGUAACUUUUUUUUUACUUAUCUAUUUUUUAACUGUCGAUGUAUCUUAUUAUAUUAGUCGUUUAUAUGACUUUCUAUAGGGUUUCUUUUAUCAUUUAAAAAUUUCAGUUUUGCUACGGUCCUAUACGAUUUCCAAGCUCGUUUCCAAGAUGAAUUGAACGUGAAUUCAGGCUUCAGCGUACGAAUAAUCGAGCUGCCCGACUCGGAAUGGGCCAAAUGUUUUAAUCCAAUGACAUUUGAGACUGGCCUAAUACCUCAAACCUUUCUUCAAAUAUUCUUGGACGAUGAAACAGAACUCAAUAAUGCAGCACUAAACCCGGUACCAUCGUAUUCAUCAGAUUUAAACACAAUACCAUUGUACUCUUAUGAUGAAAACAGAUUCUCAACUUCAUACGAUCAGAAUCGAACUUCUACAACAUCGUUUGAGUUUAAUAGGGAAACUGCGGAUUCAUGGGAAACACCGUUUUCAAACUCUAUCAACUACGACCGAAGCGGCGAUGAUCCCAAAAAGGAUUCAGGCAAUGUAUCUCUGAAUUCAGAACAAGAAACUAUGAAAGAAAAUAAUUUGCAUAAAGCGUCAGUGGAUUCAGAUUUUAAUCAACUUUUUGGGCUGAAAUCUUCAAAACAAUUACCUCCACAACGACCACCUCCACCUCAAGUUAGUUUAAGAGCGGCGGUGAGAAUGGCUCCACCACCUCCAUCUACACCAUCUUCAGAGCAAGUGUUUGGUCAGUUUUCAAAGCCAUCAACGCCAGCCGAUUGGCAAGCACAGUUUCAGAAGAUCGUGGAAGAGCUACUGGCUUCUGAAACCAAUUACAAUCUGGAGUUACAUGCUUGGGAAGAAGUGAGUUUGGUUUUUAUUACGUUUUCUUGGUUUUGAUAUGGCUUGUUGUUACUAUUUUUGGGUUUUUCUCUUUUUUUUGGUUAGAUUUUUAGAACAUGACUUAUUGUUAUUGUUCAAAAAUUACACCAAUAUAAUUUUAACAAUGUAUUGCUUUACUUUUUAGUGUAUAAAGUCUUCAUCGCGACUGUCAGAGCAAAAGAAGUGCGUUUUGGUGAAUGGGUUCCCAAUGUUGAAGGACCUGUCACAACGAUUAAUUAGAUUAAUAUCGAAUGAAAUGGAUAAACCAUUGGAAUUACAGAGCUACGGGUUGUUAUUUAUGGAUCUAAGGGAGAAGAUAUCCAAAACAUACGCAUAUCACUUCAGAUGUGUCGAAGAAAUGGCACAAAUCGUCGAAAAUGUAGGUUUUUAAAAACAAUUUUUGGUAUUUUAUACAGUUUGUUGUUGUGAUUUUUGGUUUUAAAAGCUUUUUUGAUGUUUUGUUUAUAAGUUUAGGUAAUAACACUGUAGACUUUUUGGCUCUGGAUUAAGUACUGAUUAAAUUUUGACAAAAAUAGACUAAAAAAGAGGUUUAUCACACUUAUUUGCUAUCUUUUCUUUUUUUAGGUAACAAAGUGGCAACUUUUUAUGCUUAUAUGAAAAUAUAAACUAUUGAAAACAAAUUUGCGUAUUUUACAAUGUAAUAAUAUUCCAAAUUUUACAGAAAAACGACGUAGAACUCCAACGAGCACUAAAAGAAUGUCUGGAGGAGAUGAACAAGAUGGGGGUUUUUGUAUUCGAUGUACCGACGGCUGUAGCACGACCAAUUCAACGUGUUCUGAAGUACCCUCUAUUCAUAAAUGAACUGAUUAAAAUCUUACCAUUGACACACAGUGAUCAUCCUAAGCUGCUGGAAGCCAACAAACAAAUGGCACAAUUGGUCAGUAAAAUGAACGAAAGUAAACGGAAGAAGGAACUCAGUAAGUUUUUGAUGUAUUGUUGAUGUUUAGGUGUUGCCUGGUUGUUUAGGUACUGACUGGUUAUUUAGGUACGGACUUGCUGUUUAGGUAUUGACAGGUUGAUUGAUGAUUUGUUAAAAGUGUUUGAUAAUAUCUUUUUAGUGAACAAGUAUACGGAUUCGAAGAAGGAUUCAAUUACCGACAAGUUAUCUAAAAUCAACUUACAUACCGUGGUGAAGAAGAGUAAUCGGUUGAAGUACAGAAUUGCAUCGACGAUGGGAUUGACUAAUGUAAGUAGUUUUGACUGACAAAAAAGAUAAACAUGAUCAUCUUUUUUCAUAAAGAUAUUUUUGAUUUUACAUUUAUGCCAUACUGUAAAACGUGAAAUAAAAGCGAUUAUUUCAGAAACCAGACCCCGAAUUCAGUGUGAUGGUGUCAGAAUUGGACUCAGCAGAACGUAGACUCUGCAAGUUUUUAUAUCAUGUUCAAGUUUACAGAGCAAGACUUACUUUUAUGGUAAAAAAAUAUAUCGGAAGGAAUACGGUGGAAAAGAGUAAGUGGGACGAUUCAUUUGAUAUUGGUGUUUAGAUAAGACAUUCAGCUACAUGGAGGAGAAUCUGAGAAAGGAAUUCAAUCAGUUUCUAAGAAGGAUUGGCAUUUUGUUGAAGGAGCAUAUGAGGGCUAUUCAAAAUGCGUAAGUUUCUGGAGAUUUAGGUAUAAAAAUUAAGGUUUCUUGGAUUUUUAGGUAACAAAAAUGGCUAUUUAAUGCUUUUUUGUAAUGUUUUUGAUAAGAAAAAUCAUUAUCAUGAAUUUCCUUAUAAACUUUGGCCAAUCUGAUAAAUACUUGGCGUCUUACUUUAUCUUUAGUUGAUAUAACUCUUAUUUUAGCAUCGUAACCCCAUCACAACAGCUCCAAAAAUGCGAAUACGCCAAACUGAUAGAAAAGCGUUGUGACAAACUGGCCGACUACGAGUUGGCCAAAGCCGCUGCUCGUCCGUUCGAUGAAAUCGAAAAGAAAAGAUGCGAAUUCGAAGCUCUCAACAACCAUACCAAGAACAAUCUACCCAAAAUAUGGAUGUCCAUCAACGAAAAAGUUCGCAAAAUGACAGAAAUCCUGGUCGAUUUGGACUCGGCGUACUUUGUACGGGUGGAAGAAGUUGUCAAGAGUAUUCCACAGAAGUUGGCCAUGUUCAAUUUGAUCACUUUCACGAACUUUGUGGAUCCAGGAGGUCAAAGACUCAUGAAUCUUCAAAAGUUUUUGCUUUUGCCAUCAGAGAAAGUUAAUAAGAAGAACAGGAAGAGCUUCAGUAAGUUGAUAGGGUCUUUUUAGAAUAUAGUAGAUUUAAGAAAAUGAAAAACAUCCCCGCACCAAUCCCCAUAUCUAGGUUAUACUGCUGGCAAUAUGUUUGGGACCGCACCUAUCUUUUGACUGAAAUUGGCCAAUAGUACAGAAAUACGAUUAUUACCUAAAAAAAUUUUGAUAAUUACCUAAAAUUUUGCCCUAAAACAUCACUAACUUGCCUAUUUUCAGGAGAAGUGUUCGCCGAGAAUAAACGAAGCAUCGAUCGAGAAUAUUCAUUGCGACCACAGAAUGACAGAGAAAGAGAUGCCUUGAUCAAAAUCCUGAAGGCUCAAAAUAGAUUGCCGGAUUUAAGAAAAGUGAUCUGCGAUUACUCGUCACCACGAAUGCUACUGAAGAAGGGUGAUAUUGUGGUUAUCAUACGGUUUGAGAAUGGAUUUUGGUGAGUUUUGAACGUUUUUAAUAAAGAAUUUAAAAAACUGAAUUUUUUAAAAAAUUAUUUUAGAUUUUAUCUAAUUUCAGGUUUUUAAAUUUAAAAUUUGGUUUUUUAACGAUAAAUAAAAAAAAAAAGAUUUUGUCAGUUUUUAAUUUUUCUUUGUUUCGAAGGCUGAAAACGAAUUUUCAGCCACUGCGACAACAGUGUAAACACAGACAAGGUCCCGCUCAACAUCCUGGUACCAUUCGAUGACUUUGGAGCCUACGACACUGUACCAGGCAAUUCAAUCUCCGACUACAAACCUACAACCUACAAGUCCGCCCCAGUAGCUCAAAAACCUCAAACAAUCAAAUCCAAUGGUCAUGCCAAGCCAGUAAGACAAAAGUCUCAGAAUCUGAUUGACCUCGAUGCCACAACUCCACCAGCCAAGCCAAAACCAACAAUCGACCAAAUCCUGGAUUUGGACUUUUCCACACCAUUAAAACCUGAAAAUUAUGAAAGUUUGACGUUAAACAGUGCUACGAAGAACAAUGUUAAUGUGCCAUCUCAAAAUGGUCGAGCUUCCGCUGUGAGUUUACCUCCACCAUUACCUGCACGAACAUCAACAACUUCACCGUUGGAGUUGAUCAUGUAUGACAAGGAGCCGACUAGGUCAGCGUCGUUUAACCAAAAGUCAGAGCCAUCUUUUGCUGAGUUGGCGGCCAAGUCAAGACCCUUUCAGAAUCAGGAUUCUCAAUCAAAAAAUGAUGUUUUUGGUACCACUAGUACCGACUUGAAUUCGUUUGGUACCAACAACUCCGACCCAUUUGGUACCAUCAGUACUAACCUGAACAUUAACACUAAUCAAAAUUCAAACUCUUUCGGAUCAACUGGCACCUCACUAGACUCGUUUGGUACCUUAAACAGGGAAAUCGACCCCUUUGCCAGCUUCUCCCCCACGCCAAACUCAUCGUUAUCACCUAAAUAUCAAAUUCCUCAACGAUCGACUCAUAACAGAACACCAUUACCUAAUCCUGUGCCAUUAAUAUCCCCAAGAAAGGACAAUAACACAGGGAACCCACUGUAUGAUGUUGUACCUAAUCUGCCACCAGCUCCACACAGGAUCGCACCAGCUCCGCCGGCCAAAAAGAGGCCGACUGACCUGGGAUUGGUGGGUAUUAAGUGCUUUUUCGGGGGUGGAUAAUAUUUUUUUGGCUAUUUUUAGGUUAUGUUUAAGUUUUUAAAGGGUUUUGAGUAGUAAGCCGGGUUGACAAUAUUAAUAUAGUGAAGAUAAGGUUUAUGCAGUAUAUUGUUGUAGUAGUAAGCAGUAAUAUGAACAUAGACAAUAUAUCAACUCUUUUCAGGACAAUAAGAAGGUAUUUGUAUGUGAAUUCGACUUCUCUCCGGUAUCAGAUGACUCAAAUCAAUUGAAAAUCCGCGAAAACGACAAAGUGGUUCUGUUAAGGGAUUCAGAUGAAGUAGGUAACAAUGAAUGGUACCUUGUUCAGAAGCCCAACGGCCCAAAAGGAUAUGUUCCUGGUGUUUAUCUUCGAGAAGCUACUCAAGAUGAGCUGAAAGGGUAA
Molecule: messenger RNA, 9209 nt
Organism: Bursaphelenchus okinawaensis
Lineage: Eukaryota; Metazoa; Nematoda; Chromadorea; Rhabditida; Aphelenchoididae
Source: the annotation of a GenBank genome assembly